Hirsutella rhossiliensis is the source of this 438-nucleotide messenger RNA. RefSeq lists its product as uncharacterized. The record is from RefSeq and is a predicted model, not a curated record. NCBI's taxonomy places the organism in Eukaryota, Fungi, Ascomycota, Sordariomycetes, Hypocreales, Ophiocordycipitaceae. The coding region runs from base 1 to 438 and encodes 145 amino acids. The transcript has 2 exons.
AUGUUUUCUACUCUUUUCGAUGCUAUCCGCGCCCGGACGGUAUGGCUGGUGUCUCCGGCGUCGACGCUCGCGGCGCUUGCCAUUGCCUCGGUAGUCGCCAAAGCCGUGGUCCUGGUCCUGGAAUCGCACGAGAAAUCAAACUCCAUCAUAGCACCAAAGGAGGCAUACGGACCCGAGAGCACCAGCAGCGUGUUGAACCGAAGCAUCUUUUUCUGGCUUAACCGCGUUGUAUGGAACGUGGCCGUGGCGACUGGCGCCUACUGGUACCAUCACUACCGGGUGCUCACCAUGAUUCGCGGAUGUUUGGUUUCGGCCAUCGGUUGGCAGACGUUAAGGAUCAACAUCUAUGCAAUGAGCGAUCCCAAAGCCCCCGUGACAUUGAUGAGUACGGAUGUUAAGAGGAUCCUAUUCGGGCUGCGCAGUUUCCACGAGUUCUAG